Messenger RNA from Cryptococcus wingfieldii CBS 7118, 1983 nucleotides. RefSeq lists its product as hypothetical. NCBI's taxonomy places the organism in Eukaryota, Fungi, Basidiomycota, Tremellomycetes, Tremellales, Cryptococcaceae. The record is from RefSeq and is a predicted model, not a curated record. The coding region runs from base 1 to 1983 and encodes 660 amino acids. The transcript has 5 exons. Gene Ontology annotation, molecular function: phosphoprotein phosphatase activity.
AUGUCUACCUCAAAUCCUCAAGCUCUGGCCAGUCCUUCAAGCCAAUAUUCCUCACCCCCCAGGCUGUUAUAUAGCGGCCCUGUCCCAAAUCGCGAUAGACGUGCUUCUCCCCAACCUCGACGCGGCUACAGCCCCUCAUGGCCUGUCGAUUCCUCCUCGCCCCCACCUCUGCCCGAAUGGCGAGCCCGACGUCAUGUACCUGGAGCAUUCAAACACUACGACCAUCAUUACCAAGAGCCUUCUCGCCAAAUACAGAGUCAAAUGGGCUCCGAUGGCAGGCCAGGAUGGAGAAACGUGAUCAGCUCCAAUGAUGACUUUCCGGGAGCUUACAGAAGACUGAGAAGCCCCUCUAGAGGACGGGAGCACUUCAAAAAGGAUCCUCCUGUUGUCAAUCUUCCCCCAGAUGAUUAUCUCGAAUUCGCAAAGCCGACAAGCGAAAACAAAGACACUCUGAUAUCAGACAAAAUCAUACCCAAAUUGUUGGUUCUCGACCUGAACGGUGCUCUCGUCUACCGCCGAAGAUCAUCAGGCUCUACUCCCCUGCCGAGACCUUACCUGUGUUGUUUUCUGGAAUACCUCUUCCUUCCUGAACCAGACCAUGCAGACGGUCCACGCCCGUGGGAGGUGUUUGUUUGGUCCUCAGCCCAGCCGCAUAAUGUGCGGGCAAUGGUCGAGGCUUGUUUCGGGCAAAAAUGGAUUGAGGGUAUCUGGGAGGAUCAGACGGAGACAAGUGUUGAUGCUAUGAAGGGAGGGGAGGGCAGAUUAAUAGGUGUAUGGGCCAGAGACAAGAUGGGCUUGAGUGGGCAAGAUUAUUCCAGAAAAGUUCAAACGACCAAGAAUCUCAACCUUGUCAUCGAUCAUCUCAAUCAAACUACCCACUUCAAUCAACCCCUCUCCUUCUCCCAAAAGACAACGGUCCUCCUGGACGAUUCGCCCCUCAAAGCCGUUUUUCAACCGUGGAGCCAGAUCGUCAUUCCCGAAUUCGAUGAACAGGUCAACCUCACCAGUCGUUUGGCUGCAGGGAUCAACCCUAACUCUAGAGCCACACCCGACAAGGAAACCGCUGAGGAGUCUCAAGGAGAGAUGGACGAAGUGCUACUGGCUGUCGUUGGAAUACUCGACGAGCUACGCUACGUCUCCAACGUUCCUUUCUGGGUGAGGUCUGGCGGGCUGGACCUUGCUCUCAAUGUGGAUGGUGUCGAAGAACCGACAGUUGAAACACUUCCAUCGCACGAGACGUUCCAGCAUUGGUACAAAGACAAGGAGCUUCAUGCCAAGUGGGUGGAGAAGGGGAAGGAGGCGUUGAAGAGGAAGGGUAUAGAGGUCAGACAUGGAUUAGUGGGGAAUGCGGCGAGAUCACCAGGCUCGCCGAGGGAGCCGCGCUCUCCCAGACAGCCAUAUCCUGAACCCCGCCCAACACAAUCCGACAUCUCUUUAUCCUCCGCGACGUCCGACAUGCCGUUCGACAAGGAAGAGAGCGCUUUCGCGAGAAGAAAGAGGUUGGCCGAAGAGAGAGCUACGAAAGAAGCUGCCGGUAUCCCUCUGACACAGAAGGAGAAGAAGGAAGCCAAGAAAGCGCUGUCCAAAGCGCACCAUCUCUUCCUCAUAGGCCAGUCGCUAGCCAAAAGCCAAAGAGCCAUGGGCGAUCCAAUUCACCUGACUGGAACCAUUCUCCCAGACGUGAGUAUCACGCAUACGACGACUCUCUCCGGAGACAGGGAGCGCUUCCUCCUCGUCUCCCUUCUCCAGCCCACGACUACCCAGAGUCAUAUCGCCGAGAGAGGAAUUGGUCGCCCCCUCACCAACAUCAUCUCCCACCACCCCCUGCCCCUUACCUUCCUCCACAAAGGCAAGGCGACUACAGACACGACGCGCAUGGAUCCCCUCUACCCGGCCCGCGGGCACCGGCAGAAGGGUACUACUCUGAUCGACGCGACUGGCGAGAUCAUCGACCGCUUGCUGCAGAUGAUUCCCUGCCUGUGA